This is a messenger RNA of Manihot esculenta (cassava), 1370 nucleotides long. RefSeq names its product protein DMR6-LIKE OXYGENASE 1. The transcript is spliced from 3 exons. Lineage: Eukaryota; Viridiplantae; Streptophyta; Magnoliopsida; Malpighiales; Euphorbiaceae. The record is from RefSeq and is a predicted model, not a curated record. Bases 254 to 1294 code for a protein of 346 amino acids.
CUAAAAUUAAACUGGGGGCACGAGUGGAGUCCCUCAAGAUAGAAGCUUCCAUUUCCGUAUGGUCCAUCCACCACCUACCCAAAUACCUAAUCCUCAAAUUUUUCCUUUUUUAUUUUUUUGUAAGAAAACUGUCCAUAUUCAUUGAAUAUGAUUAAAACCUUAACCCCAUUAUUGAUCAUCACAUCCUGUAUAUUCCCUUUUUGUUAAUUAAGUAGUACCCACUCAUUUCAUUCUCUGCAAUUUUUUUGAAGCCAUGGGAGACAUUGAUUCAUCUUUCGUUCAAGACCUUGAACAUAGGCCUAACUUCAGAGGCGUUGAAAUCGAACAAAUCCCAGUUAUUGAUCUCUCAGUUUCAACCCCAACUGAAACCCAACAACUCAUUUCAAAGAUUGGAGAUGCAUGCAAGAAAUAUGGGUUUUUUCAAGUGAUUAAUCAUGGAGUGCCACUGGAGCUGCGUCAGAACACUGAGAAGGUUGCAAAAGGAUUCUUUCAUCUGCCAUUGGAAGAGAAAAGGAAAGUGAUGCGAAACGAGGUCGAUCCUAUGGGGUAUUAUGAUUGUGAACAUACAAAAAAUGUUAGGGAUUGGAAAGAGGUUUUUGAUUACUUGGUAUUGGACCCAACUUUAAUCCCUGCUUCUGCUGAUCCUGAUGAUGAAGAGCUAAGGACUUUGACCAAUCAAUGGCCUCAGAACCCUUCUGAAUUCAGGGAGAUAUGCCGAGAAUACACAAAGCAGGUUGAAAAACUAGCCUUCAAGUUGCUUGAAUUUAUUUCUCUGAGCCUAGGCUUGCCAGCUGAUCGGUUGAAUGGCUACUUCAAGGACCAAAUCAGCUUUGCUAGGCUCAAUUACUAUCCUCCAUGCCCUGCUCCACAUCUAGCACUUGGUGUGGGUCGACACAAAGAUGGUGGUGCCUUAACAGUCCUCGCUCAAGAUGAAGUUGGAGGACUGGAAAUUGCCUUGAGAUCAAACGGCGAGUGGAUUCCGGUCAAGCCAAUACCAGAUGCCUUCAUCAUCAACAUCGGCAACUGCAUGCAGGUGUGGAGCAAUGAUCUGUACUGGAGUGCAGAGCACAGGGUGGUGGUGAACUCGGAGAAGGAAAGGUUUUCAAUGCCAUUUUUCUUUUUCCCAGCCCACUAUGUCCAAAUUAAGCCACUGGAGGAGCUGGUGAAUGAUCAAAAUCCUCCCAACUAUAAAGAAUUCAACUGGGGAAAGUUUUUUGCUAGUAGAAAUCGUAGCGAUUAUAAGAAACAAGAAGUCGAAAACGUCCAAAUCGAUCAUUUUAAGGCAUCAGAUUAGAUAUUUCAAAUGGCUUCCAUGUAUCUUUCUGCAAAUAAAUGUGUUGGCUUUAUUUGGGGUGACGUUUUAUAAAUAA